AUUCUUCGCUAAUCAGUCCUCUCUUUUCCAUUUUCUUCUCGUUAUAUUCUUCCCCCCUUCUCCGCGCUCGACGACGACGACGAAGAAAGCAUGGAAGGGGUGACGCCGGAAAUGGAGAGGAUCUUCAAGCGCUUCGACACCAACGGAGAUGGGAAGGUCUCACUAGCCGAGCUCUCUGAAGUUCUUCGAACCCUAGGCUCGACCAACGCCGACGACGUAAGCCAUGUAAUGGCUGAGAUCGACACCGACGGCGACGACAACAUUGACUUCAAGGAGUUCAUCGCCUUCUGCCAUGCUAAUCCGGGCCUCGUGAAGGACAUUGCUAAACUUUUCUAAAACUUUUCUCCUUCUUCUUUAAUCCUUUCAUUUCUCUCAUGGCGAAGAAGGAGAAGAGAAGAUCGUAAAUCUUGUUUCUUUCUUCUUUUUUUGUUCUUUAUUUUCUCUUUCGGGCAACUUG
Zingiber officinale is the source of this 457-nucleotide messenger RNA. RefSeq names its product polcalcin Phl p 7-like. The transcript has a single exon. Bases 91 to 336 code for a protein of 81 amino acids. Gene Ontology annotation, molecular function: calcium ion binding. The record is from RefSeq and is a predicted model, not a curated record. Lineage: Eukaryota; Viridiplantae; Streptophyta; Magnoliopsida; Zingiberales; Zingiberaceae.